Messenger RNA from Ostreococcus lucimarinus CCE9901, 1485 nucleotides. RefSeq lists its product with no specific name. The coding region runs from base 1 to 1485 and encodes 494 amino acids. Lineage: Eukaryota; Viridiplantae; Chlorophyta; Mamiellophyceae; Mamiellales; Bathycoccaceae. The transcript has a single exon. The record is from RefSeq and is a predicted model, not a curated record.
AUGCUCCGCAAGGACGAUCUUUUCUGCCGUAAUCAAGCAGGUUUAGGCAACGUGUUUUCAAUCGCGUACUACUUCGAUGGCGUAGACUAUAAGGACGAGUACUCGAGAUGGGUGCAACUGAAGUUGAAGGCGUUCCCGGAUCUUUUGUACAAGGCGAAUGCGCUCGUGUACGAAAACGACGACAACUAUCUGUCGAGCGCGCAGAGCACGGCUGUGCAGAAGGCGCUCAUGCGUCGUAAAAUCAAGAUUGGUGCCGUCUCAUCAUUUUUCACGUCCGAGUCGAGCAUUUGGGGAAACUUCGGAGAAAUCGUGCUCGGGCUUCAACGCGACGCGCGAUUUGAAGUCGACAUGGUGCACUACCCACGCGAUCCGAUCAAGGAGGAGGAUAUAAAUCUCUCGUUGCGUCCCGAACGAAGCAUCGUGUUGAUAAAGGGCGGUGAUCUCGAAACCGUCAAAGCGAAUCGCGAGGCGAUCGAAGAGAGAAGGUUUGAUGUUCUGAUUUAUCUUGACCUGUUCAUGACGGGCGAGAUGCACGAUCUCGCCGUGGCGAAACUGGCACCGGUACAAAUGGUCACGCACGGUCACCCCGUAACAUCUGGUAUCCCGGCUUGGAUCAUGGAUUAUUUUAUUUCUUGGGAUCUUGCCGAGCUUCCCGAUCAAAAGAAAGCGCAGAGCUUCUAUACGGAGGAGUUACUGCUGGUUAAGAGUAAAAAGGCGGCGUGGGAGUACUACAAGCCACGAACUGAAGGAGAAGUAUCGAUCAUUGUUGGUGAAGCGCCGUUCUAUCAAUUCACCAGAGAAAAUCUUGAUUUCAUUCCGGCUGAAGAAAUGGAGAAACUCUCAUCCCGUGACGGUUUGACAUGGUAUUUCUGCCCGCAAGCCGUGUUCAAGUAUCACAUUACGUUUGACCAGAUUUUGGGCAAGAUACAAAGAGAAGAUCCGAACGCAAUAAUCAUUCUCAUGAAGCUCGUCGAUAACGCGCUUGAGGCGUUGCACGAAAAAGUCGUGGAAAGAUUAAUUAAGCAAGGAGACGUUGAUCUCGACCGCGUCGUGUUCAUUCCGCGAAUGAAGCAUUACCAGUUAAUGGCAAUGUACAAGCUGUCAGACGUCGUUUUGGAUAGCGUUUAUUUUGGUGGCGACACCACGACGCGAGAAGCUUUCGAAGUUGGUUCGCCCGUGAUUACACUACCCGGUAAGACCAUUGGUCAGCGUUGGACACAAGCUUAUUACAGAGUCAUGGGCAUCAAGGAUUUCAUCGCCAGAACGGUUGACGAAUAUGUUCGAAUCGCCGUCAAGGCGGCGAACGCAACAGACAAGCAAAAGUCGAAUACACGCGCUCGCAUCAAGAAAGCACUGCAUAAAAAAUUGUUCAAAAAUGCGGAUGCUCCGAGGUUGUGGGGGGAUGCCAUCAUGAGUGCGCUGCAGAAGCCCAAGCGUUGGCACUGGAUCGAGGCCGAACCGCUGAAACAACACGACGAGCUUUAG